CCCCCCACACAACCUAAAUAUGAUCCACCCACUAAAAAGAGAACUAUCUCCAGUCCUCACGGAAAAACCCGACUCCAGGCUGUUCCCGUAAUUUUACAUCUCACCGCUCCACCCGCUCAAACAUUAAAUGAACCCCCGCCACCAUCCCCACCACCGUCACUCCGUCGCCGACCGUUCUCUUUCCUCUCUCAUCGCUCCUGAAUUAUAAAAAUAAAUAAACAAAUGAAAUUGAACAAACAUAAACAAUAAAAUCAAAAAACCCAUAUUCCUUAUCUCUCACCCACUCAAAAAAUACACCCAACAAAAUCGUAAAUCUCCCUCUCCUUUUCUUCUCGCAGACCACACACCUAAACUCACUCUCUCUAUAUCCAUAUACACACACAGAGAUACACGUACAAACACAAAUUCUUUACAUUUUUUUUUUAUAUCUAAUUUUUUGGGCAUUGUUGAAUUUUGUUAUUGUAACGAUGCGUAAAGUAGAUUAAAUACGGGAAAUGGCGCAGUACAGGCAAUCAGGACACCACUACAUCAACGGAGCGACGUCGUCGGACCACGUGUCUAUAGGGAUUCGUGCUUCUCCCUCUGCUUCUUCUUCUUAUCCUGCUGCUGCUGCUGCUUCUUCUUCUCAAUCGCAAUAUAAGCCAAUACGAGGUCGCCGAUCAGCGAGAUCCGAUAAGUCUCAUUGCUCUUCUAGCUUCUCGAUCGGCGCGCUUAUUGUUGUUCUUAGUCUUGUCCUUGUUGUUACUGUCUUAGCUUAUUAUUACAUCUCCGCUGAUAAUAAAGAAAUAAAUGAUCAUCAUGGUGAUGGCGAUGAUGAGGUGAAGAAUGAUCUUGAUUUUCUUACAAAUGUUACACGGACAGACACUGUUAAAGUCCUUGAGUUUGGCCAAGGUUCAGCACAUGGACGGGAUUCAAGGUAUUGGGAUAAGGAUGAUAGAAGAAGAGAUGGAGAUUAUAACGAGGAUGAUGUGGACCAUGAUAGCAAGGAAGCUGAAGAUGAAUCUACUGAAAAGGGACAUAAUCUUGUGAAGAUGAAGAAUGGAAAGGAGAAGACUUCGCAAAAUGAUCCUUCUAAGGGUUUAGAUCAAAGAGGAACUGGGCUGUAUAAUGAAGAUGGGCGCAAAGAAUUGAAAAUGUAUGAAGCAGAGUAUGAGGCUUCCCUAAAGAACGCUGGCCAAUCAAGAAAUAAAAAUGAGAUUAAACCUCGGGCACUUGAUGAUGAGGAGCAGAAUGAGGGAGUUGAUACUGAUAAUGAGUAUGAUGAUGGUAUAGACUCUCAUGAUCCUCAUGUGGAGGAUUAUGGUGAUUCUGACCAUGACAAUGGGCACCAAGCUUCUGUCAGAAUUUCCAGUGACGAAGAUGGUAGAGAGUUCUCUAAUUUCAAUGAUGCUGAUACUAAGGAUCAAAAUGUUGCUAAGGACAAUCAUGAAGUCUCUGAGAACAUAUCAGAUAAGUCUUUGAACAUCAGAACUUUGGACAAUGUUGAUAAUAAUUCUCAAGUUGGACGUUCAAGUAGUGGUCAAUCCACUACUAAAUCUAGGUCAUAUUCAAAAAAGAAAUCCAGGCACCGGAAAGGAUCUUGUGAGAUGAAGUUUCUAAAUUCUACCACACAGCUUGUGGAGCCAUUUGAAAGUCGAAAAUUUGCAAGGUUUUCCUUGCAAUACAGUGAAAAGGAGGAGAAACCCAAUGGUGAUUUACAAUGGGAGCCUAAAUUUGCUGGGCAUCAGAGCCUUCAAGAGUGGGAAGAAUCAUUUUUGGUACAUGAUCAAAAAAUAAACUGUGGCUUUGUCAAAGGUCCUGAAGGUUCCCCAAGUACAGGAUUUGAUUUGUCAGAAGAUGAUGCAAGUUAUAUCAGUAGAUGCCACAUUGCUGUAAUCUCUUGCAUCUUUGGCAAUUCAGAUCGCUUGAGGUCACCUCCGACUAAAAUGGUCACUCGUCUAUCAAGGAAAAAUGUCUGCUUUGUCAUAUUCGUGGAUAAAAUUACUCUGCAAACACUCUCUUCAGAAGGCCAUAUGCCUGAUAUAGCAGGUUUUAUUGGUUUUUGGAAGGUUGUGGUAGUGAAGAAUCUACCAUAUACUGACAUGCGGAGAGUAGGGAAAAUACCAAAAAUGUUGCCACAUCGGCUUUUUCCUUCUGCGAGGUAUUCAAUCUGGUUGGAUAGCAAAUUACGUCUACAAAUUGACCCUCUACUCGUUCUUGAAUAUUUUCUUUGGCGCAAAGGUUACGAGUAUGCUAUUUCUAAUCACUACGAUCGCCAUUGUGUAUGGGAAGAGGUUGCACAAAACAAGAGACUGAAUAAGUAUAAUCAUACUAUUAUAGAUCAGCAAUUUACUUUCUACCAGGCUGAUGGACUGAAAAAGUUUAAUGCUUCUGAUCCAAACAAGCUUCUUCCCAGCAAUGUACCUGAAGGGUCUCUAAUUGUGAGAGCGCAUACUCCAAUGUCAAACCUGUUUUCCUGUCUUUGGUUCAAUGAGGUUGAACGCUUUACUCCUCGUGACCAACUGAGUUUUGCGUAUACAUAUCAGAAACUAAGAAGAAUGAAUCCUGACAAACCAUUUCAUCUUCAUAUGUUCAAGGAUUGUGAGAGGAGAGCAGUUGCAAAGCUGUUUCGGCACAGGUCAGAGGAGAAGCGAAAUAGUCUCCGUCAACAAGCAGCAGAAUGAAAUGCGCCGAUUGUGUUUCAUGGGAAGCCUAUUCCUGUACAUCAUUCAUAGCCACUCCCAGAUAUAGUGCCUGAUGAUGGUAUAGAUCCUGCAAUGCAACCAAGAUAUGUUACCGAAAUUAUGGUUGUUGACAAGGUACUCCGGAUUAUACAAUCUGAACCUGAAGGAAAUACAGGGGAUACAGGAGUUACUUGGCAGUUCUUUCAUUGGGGUGAGGCAAUAUUGCUGGAUCCCUCCAACUCCAAUUAAAUACAGCUGUGUGGAAAAGUAACUAGCGAUCUACUUAAAGCUUCUUCAUUGUACCAAUUCAAUUCACUAUUCUUUGUUCCAUUUUGAGGCUAGCCAGCCAUGCACCCAAAUGCCUUUUGUACCCUCCCAUAUUGUGGAUUCUAUUAUUAUAAUUUUUUUCAUUAAAUGUCAGAUUUGGUUGUUUGUAACAAAAAUUUUGAUGGGUAAACAAGGGACGACUUAUAUUCCUGGCAA
Molecule: messenger RNA, 3146 nt
Organism: Ricinus communis (castor bean)
Lineage: Eukaryota; Viridiplantae; Streptophyta; Magnoliopsida; Malpighiales; Euphorbiaceae
Exons: 7
Coding region: 495-2663 (722 amino acids)
Source: RefSeq, a predicted model, not a curated record